Messenger RNA from Malassezia vespertilionis, 1479 nucleotides. It is a transcript of the gene ssh4, whose product is annotated as Protein ssh4. Gene Ontology annotation, molecular function: protein binding. The record is from RefSeq and is a predicted model, not a curated record. NCBI's taxonomy places the organism in Eukaryota, Fungi, Basidiomycota, Malasseziomycetes, Malasseziales, Malasseziaceae. The coding region runs from base 1 to 1479 and encodes 492 amino acids. The transcript has a single exon.
AUGGCGCCUGCAUCGUUUGUCGUCUAUUUCCAGGGAGAGUCUGACUUCGAUGAGCCUGAUUUUAUCGAUCUGCUUUUCCCGAUCCUGCUGCUGAUUGCCGUGGUGGCGCUUGUAGCCAUCACACCGCUGCUGCUCUGCGCGGCAUUCCACUUGCGCGGAGGCAUUACUCUAAGUGAUGUAGAAGGACCGAUCAAUGUCGCACACGAGGAGCAGCGUGAAAGCACGGGCGCGCUUGCCGAUGCACAGGCAGAGUGGCUCGAACACGCUGAUCCGAGCGAGCGCGCAGGGUAUGCACUCGCAGCACAGUGGUGCCUGCAGUACCCCCCCUUGUCGCCACGCGAUACUGAUAUUACCAUGCCGCAAUUUCUUGGCAUCCAGGAAAAAGGCGUCAGCGCGUGGAAUUUCGACCCCGACUACGAAGUGAAUCAGGGUGCGAUGGUUUCUGGCCGCACGGAGAUCCAGUUUCUCGGCGGCAGCCCUGGCAUGAGCCAGAGCGAGGGCGGCGCUUGCACGAUGCAAAGCAACCUGCCUCUUCCAAAAAUGAAAGAUGUGUACUACUGGGAAGCCAAGAUGUUUUCCAAGCCUGCCACGACCACCGUUGCGAUCGGCCUUGCAACCAAGCCGUAUCCCUCUUUCCGCUUCCCGGGCUACUGCAAGCACUCUGUCGGCUACUUUUCACACCAUGGACUGAAAUGCUAUAACCACCCGUUCCAUGCCCAAUCCUACGGACCAGCAUACAUACAGGGCGACGUGAUUGGGGUUGGAUUCCGUCCGCGCACGGGCGCCGUCUUUUUUACGCAGAAUGGGCGCAAGCUCGGCGAUGCGUUUGUCGGGCUGCACGAGUUUAAUCUAUUUCCCACCAUUGCUGCCGAUGGGCCCGCUGAAGUGCAUGUAAACUUUGGCCAGGCUGGCUUUGUACUCAUCGAGGCGAAUGUUAAGCGGUGGGGACUUGCGCCCAUGGUCGGCACACUUGCACCGCCGCCUGCGUACGGCCACGAUAUUGGCAGUAUCCUCAUCGAGACGGGGUGCAAAGCGAGCGAGGGGCAGCCAUGCUUGCCAUUGGACUCGGUCCGUGCCGUGGCAUCUCCGAGCGAGCCGCGUGUGCCGCCGUAUGCGCUGCCUCAAGCCAUGAACUGGGCACGCUCCACGCCGCCCCCACAGCACGGGAUACGGAUGGACACGCUGCACUCGCCUGCACGCUCGUCGAUUGCGUCACCAUCUACACACGAGAUCGUAGGCAUGCAGCCGCCGCCGUACUCGGCCGCAGCGCAUGCGCCGCCGGACGCCGAGUCCGACAGCCGCGCGCAGGAAGCGAUGCCUGUUGCGGUGCGCACAUCGCCGCAGCCCCUAGCGCAGUCUGCGUCGCGCCCGUGGCUCUCUUCUCUGCGCCACCUAGCGGCAACCUGGCAUCACGCGCGCGAUGCAGACGAUGCAGCGCAAGAAACACACACCGAACUUCUUGGCGUUUCUGUGGAAUAG